Durio zibethinus is the source of this 1475-nucleotide messenger RNA. Its product is annotated as putative beta-1,3-galactosyltransferase 8. The record is from RefSeq and is a predicted model, not a curated record. NCBI's taxonomy places the organism in Eukaryota, Viridiplantae, Streptophyta, Magnoliopsida, Malvales, Malvaceae. Gene Ontology annotation, molecular function: galactosyltransferase activity. Gene Ontology annotation, cellular component: Golgi membrane.
UAUAUAUAUAUAUAUAUAUAUAUAGCUCAUGUUUUUAUGUCAAAGCUAGCUAUGGCUUCACCAUUAAAAUAGCCUUAAGUUUCUUCUUCCUUUGUGUUUUAUUCAAGGGUUUUAUCAAAGAUCACAGUCAAUAAGGUGCUUCAACCUGAAAAAAAUCUGACUUCACCGCAGCAGCAAAGUCUUUCAUAUGCCUGGAGCCCCGCGGCAACUGGACAACGAGCCCAAGAAAAUGCGGGGAAAGGCAGUUUCAGGGAAAGCCAUUUUCGUAUUAUGUCUUACUAGCUUUCUUGCAGGAUCACUCUUUACUAGCCGAACGUGGACUAGUCACACUGGUACUUCUCAUAACAAAAAUCAUCCAACUGGUCCACCCAUUCCAAAGCUUGCUAGCAAUAAGUUGGGAGAAGUAGCCCGUGGCUUUGAUCACAAACGUAGAAUGGCUCAAGGAAAGGCAGAUGAUAUCAUGGGAGAGGUCUCAAAAACUCACCAGGCUAUCCAGUCUCUUGAAAAAUCAAUUUUAAGCUUGGAAAUGGAACUGGCGGUGGCUCGUAUAAGUCAAAAUACUGUUGGACGACAUUCCAUGGAAAAGACAUCAUCUAAUCACACAUUGCAGAAGGCUUUUGUGGUUAUAGGAAUUAAUACAGCAUUUAGCAGCAGGAAAAGAAGAGACUCCGUUAGAGAAACAUGGAUGCCUACAGGAGAAAAACUGAAGAAAUUGGAGAAAGAAAAAGGAAUUGUUAUAAGGUUUGUAAUAGGGCACAGUGCAACGGCAGGUGGGGUACUUGAUAAGGCUCUGGACAAAGAAGAGGCAGAGUACAAGGACUUUCUAAGGCUGAAACAUGUGGAGGGCUACCAUCAACUGUCCACCAAGACCAGACUCUAUUUCUCUACUGCUGUUUCCAUAUGGGAUGCGGAAUUCUAUGUCAAGGUGGAUGAUGAUGUCCAUCUGAAUUUGGGUACGCUGGCCAGCACGCUUGCAAAGUAUCGAUCCAAGCCCAGAAUCUACAUAGGAUGCAUGAAAUCUGGACCAGUUCUGUCGCAGAAAGGGAUGAAAUACCACGAGCCAGAGUACUGGAAAUUUGGAGAUUCUGGAAACAGGUAUUUCAGACAUGCCACUGGACAAAUAUAUGGGAUCUCCAAGGAUCUGGCUGCCUAUAUUUCCAUCAACUCGCCCAUUCUGCAUAGAUACGCCAAUGAGGACGUUUCUUUGGGGUCAUGGUUCAUUGGCUUAGAAGUUGAACACGUCGACGACCGUUCCAUGUGCUGUGGGACCCCUCCAGACUGCGAAUGGAAGACACAAGCAGGGAAUAUAUGUGUGGCAUCGUUUGAUUGGUCGUGCAGUGGAGUAUGCAAGUCGGCUGAGAGAAUGAAAUAUGUGCAUGACUCUUGUGGAGAAGGAGAUGGUGCAAUUUGGAAAGCUGAUAUCUAAGCUUGGCACUAUAUGAAAUGUAUUUCUUGAAGAUAUAUAUAUAUAUAGA